GAAAGAAAAGAAAAGAAAAGCAAUAAAGAAAGCCAAGAAAAAAAAAAAAAUAAAGACAAAAGGUUCUCAAAACUCCAUGAUUAUUCAAAUUCUCUCAAAAACAGUACCAAGCAGUGGUAGUAGUGUUCCCCCUACUUAAUCCACCCACACUCUGAAACUCCUUGGAUUGGAACAACAUCUUCCUCUUUUCUUCUGUAGAGAUCGUGGAAACUAAGAAAGGCAUGAAUAGAGGUGUGUUGCAAAGCUCACCGGUGCAACAAAUGAUGGCCGGAAACCCUAAUAAUUGGUGGAACAUCACCACCACUCCUCCUCCGCCACCGCCUCCUUCUCAGCCUUCUUCUCCGUUCUUCUCCGCUCCUUCCAACUUUCUAACUCCGUAUAACACCUCUUCUUCUCUUCCUCUUCCUUCUUGGCACGAUAACAAUCAAGACCUACCCGAGUCAUGGAGCCAGCUACUCAUGAGUGGAAUGGUGUCUGAAGAAGAGAAAGGGGCCAUGUGCCAGGUUCAGCAACAAAUGCUGAAUCAGGCUUCAAGGGCUUCUAUUGUUGAUGUUAAGCAAGAAGGGUCGGUGAACAGCUACGUGUACGGUCAUGGAAACGAAGAGUUUCACCCCGCAAAACCAACUUGGCCUCAAAUAGUGCCUGCUUCUUCCCCCAAAUCAUGUGUAACAAGUUUCAGCAGCAGCAUGUUAGAUUUCUCUAACAACAACACAGAUGCUAGGCCUCUUCCUCCAGACCCAUCAUCAGAGUGUAAUAGCACUGCAGCUGGUGGGGCAUUCAAGAAAGCUAGGGUUCAACCGCCCACAACGCAGUCGACCUUCAAGGUUAGGAAGGAGAAAUUAGGUGACAGAAUUACAGCCCUUCAUCAACUGGUUUCCCCGUUUGGAAAGACUGACACGGCUUCUGUCUUAUUAGAAGCUAUCGGGUAUAUCAGAUUCCUUCAGAGUCAAAUUGAGGCCCUUAGCUUACCAUACUUGGGUAAUGGAUCAGGAAACAUGAGGCAGCAACAAUCUGUAAGAAAUAAUACCAACCCAUUUCUGGUUCAAGGAGAGAAGAAUUGUAUAUUCCCUGAAGACCCCGGUCAGUUGCUGAACGAAAACUGUUUGAAGAGGAAAGCAACAACUAGUGAGCAGGAAUCUGAAGAAGAGGCGAAGAAGGACUUAAGGAGUAGAGGUUUGUGUCUGGUUCCAGUGUCAUGCACGCUGCAAGUUGGAAGUGACAAUGGAGCUGAUUAUUGGGCACCAGCUUUUGGAGGAGGAUUUCGGUAGAUGAAGCUAAUUUAUUAUUGGGUUAAGUAGCAUAAAUUAAUAUAUAUAUGUUGCAGCACUGAGAGAAACCAAUUCAUGGAGAUUGUAUAACAUCAUUAGCAGUCAAUCUGCUGCAAAACCUAAGGCUGAUUGCUCAUGAUGCUAUACAACAUUCCUGAAUAAAAUUUGUGCUGUGAAUCGAGUAGUAUAUAUAUUUGCAACUCCUUGUUAAGACUCUAAAUUCAUAAAAAUCGACCUUUUGUUUAUUCAACCAGCUUAAUUAAGGUGUAUAACGUUAGAUGAUUGUAUAUAUGCAGUAGUAACUGUAUGAUUAUUUUCAUUGCUACUUCUGUAGCAGUAAUAAAAAAGAACAUAAAGCUAUUACUAAUGCA
Molecule: messenger RNA, 1639 nt
Organism: Vigna unguiculata (cowpea)
Lineage: Eukaryota; Viridiplantae; Streptophyta; Magnoliopsida; Fabales; Fabaceae
Product: transcription factor bHLH68-like
Biological process (GO): regulation of transcription by RNA polymerase II
Cellular component (GO): nucleus
Molecular function (GO): protein dimerization activity; RNA polymerase II cis-regulatory region sequence-specific DNA binding; DNA-binding transcription factor activity, RNA polymerase II-specific
Source: RefSeq, a predicted model, not a curated record